AUGGCCAACGGCACCACGAAAGAGGGCCGUGGCGUAGCAGCGGACCCCAUUCAAUUCACCCUGAUGAAGCCGAUGCGCAGGGCGGGCAAAUCAGAAGCAGGCGGUGCUGAUGGGGGGACGACGGAUGGGAUGCGAGGCACCAGAGAACUGCCACCGCCACUGUGCCGAGGCAUUGCAGACGACCUCCACUCCGCUCCCACCCUCUCUCUACGCUACUACGGCUACUACGCUCCCCUCGGCCGCCGGCCUACGCGAGAGAGACAGACAGGGCAGUACGCACUGGGUAAAGCCAGCCUGUCCUCGUCUGUGUCUUACCCAUUCAUUGUUUUUUGGCAAUAUCCUCAUGCAGCAAAUAUUGCGACCCUGGCUUACGCGAGCGCAGCCAUGGCGAACCUGGCGGAACACGCUGCGGUGACAUCUGCGAGCUACCCACCCAGCUCUUUGUCGCCGAUAGUCCACGGCGCCGGACCCGGCCUGCCGCUGCAGGGCUGUCUGUUUGCUGCCAUGACGUUCCGCUCAGAUAAUGGCUGUGGGUGGAGACGACCGACCGACCAAAGAGCUAAGAAAAGCAAACUGAACGAACGCUAACGGCCGGCCAAUGCACUCGCGAAAGCAGUGUCAAGUCCAUCAUGGCCUAUGUGUAUUCCCAUCGCGAGCCGUCGUGGGCGUGACCAGGUGAGGUUGGCUUUGGAACGGAUUCUAGAAAACUAUUCUUAGCGAUAACCUCUUUGAAGCGUGC
Messenger RNA from Cucurbitaria berberidis CBS 394.84, 739 nucleotides. RefSeq lists its product as uncharacterized. The transcript has 2 exons. NCBI's taxonomy places the organism in Eukaryota, Fungi, Ascomycota, Dothideomycetes, Pleosporales, Cucurbitariaceae. Bases 1 to 588 code for a protein of 195 amino acids. The record is from RefSeq and is a predicted model, not a curated record.